AGCCAUACGAGAUUGAGACACCGGGGAGGGGACCAAGCGUGACUCUCAAAAUCUACUCAUUCUCUCUCUCCUCCCUCUUCUCUCUCUAAAAGAUCUCAAGCUCUGAAUUCGUAGACAAAAAGAAAGGGCCUCCUCGUCCUCCCUCCGUCGCCAAGAAGAUUGUCCGGCCGAGCUGCUGCUGCUGCUGCUGCUUUCGACGCCGUCCCUUUUCGCGGAUUCUCAUGAUGUCCCGGAUUCUCCAGGGCAGAUUCAGAUUCUGAACAAAGAUAGUUUUUUUUUUCCCAUCUCUCUCGGGGCAGUCAAAAGGGGGCUCGAGGAAGCGUAGAUGGAGGGCGAUGCAUUCCCGGGGUUCGGCGGCGGGGCUCACCACCACCAGAUAGACACCAAGAUACUGCAGACCUUCCAAAAGAGCUUUGUGCAGGUGCAGAGCAUCCUGGACCAGAACAGGCUGCUGAUCAACGAGAUAAACCAGAAUCAAGAGUCCAGAGUCCCGGACAGCCUGAGCCGGAGUGGACUGAUCCGCGAGCUCAACAACAACAUCCGGACAGUGGUCAAUCUCUACGCCGAUCUGUCGAGCAACUUCACCAAGUCCAUGGACGCAUCUUCCGAGGGCGACUCGAGCGGCGGUGCUAUGAGAUCAGACGCCAAAGCUGGGCUGAAGAGAAAUAGACCUGCGUAGAAACGACCCCGAAAUCAAGAAAGCAAGCAAAAAAGAAGAUCCUACCCUUUUGCUUAUUCUCUCUGUAGCUUGAUGGGAUGAAGUUAGAUGAAGGAAGAAAGGAGGAGAAAGUGGGGUUCUUGGUGGGUGGUGGUAGAAUCUGAUUGUCAAGUGCUUGAUGGAUCCAUCACGAAUCAGUGAAGUCACUGAAGUGGCUCUGAUCUGUGUCUCUUGUGGUUCCCCUUUUUCGCUUCCAGAUUCAUCCGUACUUCUUCCCUAGGAGGAGAAUAAUUGUUCCGAGGAGUAGAAAUUCCCCUCUCUGUCUGUAACUCCAUUGUAUCCGUGGAUCCAAUUGGGAAUCAAUCAUGCUUUGUUCCAUCUGGUGUUUGCGUGUGUCCGUACUUUGUCAUUUAGCAUAUGUUUCGCACUGUCCAUCCAACUAUAAAAGAGGUUCUUAUUCA
Molecule: messenger RNA, 1119 nt
Organism: Eucalyptus grandis
Lineage: Eukaryota; Viridiplantae; Streptophyta; Magnoliopsida; Myrtales; Myrtaceae
Product: protein ELF4-LIKE 3
Biological process (GO): positive regulation of circadian rhythm; entrainment of circadian clock
Source: RefSeq, a predicted model, not a curated record